CUUCAGAUGGCAGUUGUCUACAAUACCUGGAACAUAUCGGUGGGACGCUUAGGUAAUAAAUUUCAACGGACACGUCACUAUAACAGGUGAUAACAACAAUGUCCCCAAUUACACGUAUCUUGGUCCUUAUGCUCGCCAUGGGCGGCGGAAUGCUCUACAAGAAGUUCUCCGAUAUCUGGGGCGAUGUAGAAGCACCCAAAUUACCCUUAAAUCAAUGGUGGGGUGAUGAAGAAGAACCCAAAGACUGGAAUGCCUAUUUGGCUAAUACAUCGGAAGUAAUUGGCAAUCGUCUAUUGUAUCCCGAUACGACUCUGGACGAUUUGAGAUCACUGCUCAACCAAACAUUACACCUGACUGAACCCUUGGAAGAUGUCAAUUUCGAAUACGGUUUUAAUUCGAAUUUUUUGAAAGAACUUGUUGAAUAUUGGCGCGAUGAUUAUUUGCCGCGUUGGCGUGAACGUGAAGUUUUCCUAUGGCAAUUCAAUCACUUUACCACCGAUAUUCAAGGGCUACGUAUGCAUUUCCUUCAUUUAAUGGUCUACGAUGAAUACACGGUGAACAGACACCAUUAUCCAGUUCUCCUGUUGCAUGGCUGGCCCAGUUCAGUUCGUGAAUUUUAUAGUCUAAUUCAUAAAUUACAUCAAACGAAAAAGGAUAGAAACCAAAAAUAUAUUUUCAAUGUCAUUGUACCAAGUUUGCCAGGAUUUGCUUGGUCACAGGGCACCUCAAAACGUGGUCUUGGCCCAGCACAAAUUGCAGUCAUGAUGAGAAAUCUAAUGUUACGUCUGGGAUAUAAGAAAUUCUUUAUUCAAGGCACUGAUUGGGGUUCUAUAAUCGGGUCACACAUUGCUACACUAUUCCCUGAAAAUGUUCUUGGCUACCACUCUAACAUGUGUACCGUCUCGAGUCCCAAAUCAAUGAUUAAAGGUCUAAUAGCUGGUUCUUUCCCUGGCAUCUUUGCACCUAAAGGAUAUGAAGACUUCUUUUCUCCGGUAUCGGAAAAAAUACACUUUCUCCUAGAAGAAACAGGUUAUGCUCAUUUACAUUCAACAAAACCCGAUACAAUUGGUACCGCCUUACAUGACAAUCCAGUUGGUUUAGCGGCCUAUAUACUUGAAAAAUUCUCAACAUGGACAAAUGCUACCUAUCGUCAUCUGCCCGAUGGCGGACUUAAGAAACGUUAUAAAUUGGAUGCCCUACUGGAUAAUGUUAUGAUUUAUUAUCUAACAAACUCGAUUACGACAUCGAUGCGCAUUUACAAAGAAGCAGUAACGGAGGAACAACGGGCUCUAAAACUGGAUCGUGUUCCCACGAAUGUACCGACAGCAUGUGCCCGCUUCAAAAACGAAAUGAUGCAUUUCAUGGAUCUGCAGCUGAAGGAUAAAUAUAAAAAUUUAAUACAAAGUACCUACUACAAGGAGGGUGGUCAUUUUGCUGCCAUGGAAGUGUCUGAUAUUGUCUAUAAAGAUUUUAUAGAAUUUGUUAAAAAAGUAGAAAAAAUUAAGAAAAUUACUGGAUACAAAAGAGAAUUGUAA
Musca vetustissima is the source of this 1535-nucleotide messenger RNA. RefSeq names its product juvenile hormone epoxide hydrolase 1 (gene Jheh1). Gene Ontology annotation, molecular function: epoxide hydrolase activity. Bases 99 to 1535 code for a protein of 478 amino acids. NCBI's taxonomy places the organism in Eukaryota, Metazoa, Arthropoda, Insecta, Diptera, Muscidae. The transcript has 4 exons. The record is from RefSeq and is a predicted model, not a curated record. Gene Ontology annotation, biological process: epoxide metabolic process.